Molecule: messenger RNA, 3816 nt
Organism: Trametes versicolor FP-101664 SS1
Lineage: Eukaryota; Fungi; Basidiomycota; Agaricomycetes; Polyporales; Polyporaceae
Exons: 12
Coding region: 1-3816 (1271 amino acids)
Source: RefSeq, a predicted model, not a curated record
AUGCCCCUCUCGUGUCCGCGUCCCAUCCGUCUCCACCCCGUGACGAAUGGCGCCGGAUCGGGUCACCGCGAGGAGGAAGAGGAGGAGGAGGAAGACGACGAAGAUAUCGUCGAGGAGGAGCUCGACCACCACGACGCAGAUCACCCUCACCACUCCGCCAGCAGCCAUUCUUCGCCCCGUGUCCAUGCCGCUCAGACUCAAUCGCGCUCGACGGGUGCGCCCGCGGCUGCUGCCCCUGCGGAUUACCACAGGCAACCCCCUCCCCCGCCAGAUCAUUCUCAGCCAUCCAACACUGACGACGGCGGUGAGAAACGUAAACCUGGCCGUCCGAGGGGCUCCAAGAAUCGCAAGCCUCGAGUAUCUUCUGGCAGCGCGACGAAACCACCACCUUCAAAUGUCGCCCACCCCGGCUUCUACCAAUACCCUCCUGCCCCUCCCGCCACCGUUGCGCAGAACCAGCAAUUUUACGAGUUCCAAUGGCGUGCCUUGAACCUGUGCUCGGAGUUCUACAACGCCGCAGAGGAGCUAGUCAAAGCUGCAUCCCCUAUGGUCAUCGCCCAGUGCUACCAGAACGGUCCUGCGACGAAGAUAGACCCGCUGUUGAUGAUCGCUGACGCAAAACGUGUCUGUGACAACCUUCUCGCAAAUCCCAGCCAACUGGUAGGGCAACCUGUUCCGCCAGCAUAUCCCGCCUACACUAUGCCGCCUCCCCAGACCCAGGCGCCAGCUAGUAGUUCCGCUCAGCCUCCCAGUGCUGUGAUCACGAACCCUCAGACGUUUGUGAUGCCACUCAACUCGUCUGCCAUGCCACCGCCUUCUCAGCCGUACUACGCGCCCGUAUACACCGCUCCACCCGGUUCGCGCUAUCCCACCACACCUUAUUACUACCCUCCCCCGCAGGGUGCUGCGCCCUAUUACCCGCCGCCGGCCCAGCCAGCAGCUUCUGCGAGCGCUCCGCCAGCGCAGUCGUCCCCGCCGCCCCCAGCGACAUCUCAACCGGUCGCUCAAGUGACGCCGCCUACCCCAUCCGCGCCUGUGCCCUCGAACACUGGCACAAUAUCAACAUUCAGUGCUGCCACCGGCAACACGGCCCCGGGCGGCCAUCAGGGUACAUGGUCCGAAGAAGAGACAGACCGGCUGAAGCGCCUAGCGGAGCAGAGUAAGGAGAUGGGUGGCGCCCAGAACAAGGGCGAGAUUGAGUGGGAUUGGGUGAUCACCCAGUGGGGCAACAGCAGAACCAGGCAUCAAAUCCUUCUGAAAGCCACUUCAUUGGGGCUGAAGGAAAGCACCACGCGCGGUACGAAGCGUCGUCGAGAAGCUGAGCCGGCGUCGGAGGCCGCAGGACCACCCCCACCACCGCCCCCUGCGCAACAGCAGCAGCGACAUCAACCACAGUCGCACCCACCGCAGUCUCAUGCACCUCAACCACAGCAGCAGCUCCAGUCGCAGCCUCAGCAACAGCAGCAGCAGCCCCAGCAGCAACAACAGCAACAUCAUGUACACCAGCACCAACACCAGCAGCCUCCGCCGCCGCCGAAUCCUUCUAGUAUCGUGUCGCCUACACGCAGCCCUAUAACCUCUACGCCGACCUCCAUCAAUGCAUCCCCGGCCAUGCAGCCGCAACGACCACCUUCUUCCGCCACGCCAGGUACCAGCGUGAUCACCCCCGCUCGUAGUACAACCGCUACUACGCCGUCGACUUCGUCACUACCAUGGCCGAUGCCCACUGUCGCUGUCAAUACCCCCUCGCCUGUGAUGGCGAACGCGACGACCGACUCCCGGAACAACAGCUACUACCGGCCACGACCCACACAGACUACCUCUUACGGGGCUGCCGCUGCGGCCGCGUCGACAGCACCGCGACCGCCAUCGUCGCACGGCCAGCCGCCCACCCACCACCAAUACAUGUACCAGACCAACGGAUCAGGAAACCGACGAGAUUCGCGCCUGUUGUGUACGCUGGGGCGUGGGCAGCUUAAGCAUCUGACUCGGAACUCCUGUUUGGGCGUGCGAGCGUUGGAGGCGCCCCUUGCAAGCGCCGGUGCUUUUCGGAUUCGAACCGGUUCGGCGCUCUUCUCGCAACCACAUCGCAAGUACUCCCCGAUGUCCUCAUUAAGCGCGAUGAAUCACGUCGGCCCAUCGUCGUCCAACACACAAGUGGGGACCGACCCAAACGUGAACCACGCGCAUUCGCCCACGAUGCAAUUGAUGAGCCAACCGCCCGCAAACCACACGGUUCAGGCAGCUCCCAAGCUGCCUGUGGCGCGAGACGGACUGACGGGCGCGGUCUUGCAGUCCGACCCCAACGCGGGCCCGUACGUCUCCGUGCACAGGUUCAGGCUCUCCGCUGGCCCCGACGGGUACACGCACCACCAUGUCAUGCCGUUCGUGCAGGGCCCGCCGCCGCCGGGCGGCGAGCUGAUGUACGCGGAGGACCCGUCGUCAGCGCAGGAGGCGGGGGUACCGGAGGAAGAGGAGGAGGGCUCCCCGCCGUCCUCUGCGAUGAACGGUGGCGCGGACAUCUUUGGGAAACGAAAGCAGCCGGACUCUGGCAUGAGCGAAGGGAGCUUGAGGAAACGCCGCCAGCGCGUGCCGAAUGGGGGCGACCUUGACGGCGACGGGGAUAUGCACGACUUGGAUGUGGGUCCGAACGGCGGGCCUAAGCACUGGACAGAAGGCGAGAAGACGAAGUUCUUCACGUGGAUGUUGACUAGCGACGACCACUGGGACGCGUUCCGCACGCGCAUGAAUACGGUAUUUCGCGAGUGUUCGAGCGAGCUCUUCCCGGGAAGGAAGUCGUACACAGCACUGAAAAGCUGCUUCCACCGUAAUCUGGAGGUCUUCAAGCAGGUCCACGCGUUCCAGAUGUUUUCUGCGAACCACUUUCGCCAGAUGCAGGCGGAGAACCCGAACGCACAGCAACCUUCUGUUGAUUCGGUACUGGACGCUGCGCGAGUCGCAGGCUUGAACGUCGGUACCCUAAAUGUGAAGGUCAUCGAUCGGUGGUAUGAGACCGGUUGGUACGAGUUGUUCAGGAAAAGGUACCGCGAGGACCCAAAGACAGGUUUACCCGUCCCAUUCUACGGACCCACCGAACCCUCAGAAGCAAGUUCGUCGACCGCCCCGCCAGUGCACCCUAUGAUGGGUCUGAAUGCGCACGCGAAUAUCGACCCCCACAUUCUAGCGCAAACCGCGCCCCCUCACGGUACAGAGAAUGGCGCCUCGACACAGGCCGCUUCUCCCGAGCCUCUUCAACUGCCGACACCCCUUCAGACCGACUCGUACGGGUACUCGUCGUCGCUGCCACAGCCGUCAGAGUACCGCCCGCUAGGACCGAGCGCUUCCUUUCCCCCACCAUCCUCAACAUACCUACGUUCCUCACAAUCUAGUGCACCCCGCGCGUCGCUCCCUCCCGCUCCUGCACAAAGCCCUGCUCGUUCACAUACCGUGGAAUUUUCACGCACACUAAGCGACAUUCCCCGGCCAAUGCCACAUCCCGAGCAUAAUCCCCAGGUGGCUCAAGCCUUCAACCAGCUCAGCGCCGUCACCGGAUCCCUUCUUGGGGUAUGCUCUUCGCUGAAGGAGCUCAUCCAGCAGCAGGCCGAGGAGAGCCGGGCGCGAACGGAGCUGAUGCGGGCGGAGGCCGCACAGCGGCUACAGCAUACCGGCUCGUCGGAUGAUAAGGAGAAGGGAGCGGAGAUUUCUAUGGAAAAAGUGACGUUCGCGACGGAGAUCUUGAAAAAUGGGCCGGACAACGAGGACAUCAAGAGGGCGGCGAUCGAGUGCUUAACGAAAUACCUCACGCGCGGACUGUGA